This is a messenger RNA of Lathyrus sativus (Indian pea), 675 nucleotides long. The record is from the annotation of a GenBank genome assembly. NCBI's taxonomy places the organism in Eukaryota, Viridiplantae, Streptophyta, Magnoliopsida, Fabales, Fabaceae.
AUGUGUUGCAGACCUCAUUGGUUUUGGCGCCUCUAUUGCACAAUCUACGCCCUAAUAUUCUUACUCAUAAUCAUCUCAAUCAUUUUCUGGAUAAUAAUCUCUCCCUCAAGCGUGAAAUUCCACAUAACCGAUGCUACUCUUACCGAGUUCAACCUCACAAACAACAACUUAUACUACAAUUUCAAAGUCAACAUCACAGCAAGAAACCCUAACAACAAUAUCAUAGUUUAUUAUCGAAGAAUCACUGCAGUUGCUUGGUACAAAGAUAAUGAAUUCAGUUAUGUGAGUUUGGCACCCUUUGAUCAAGGACACAAGAAUACAACAUAUCUUGGACCUAUAGAGUUCAAAGGGAACCGUGUGAUCAAGCUUGGACGUAAACAACUCGAUGAGUAUAGCGAAGAGACGCGUCUUGGGAAUUAUAAUGAUUUGGCUGUUGAUUUGGAUGUUCGAAUUAGAGCUAAGUUUGGAAGCUUCUUUAAGAGUGGACGGUUUAAUCCACCAGUUGUGCAGUGUCGUCGUUUGAGCAUUCCUUUGGUUUCUUCUUCCAAGGGUAACACAUCAUCACCAUCAAGGUUUUCUUUUAGAGUCAGAAGAUGUAGGACUGGUUCUUUCUUUACAGAUCGUGAUGCAGAGGUGGGAGGAGGAGGAGGAGUAGGAACAGGAGCAGGAAUAUGA